This is a messenger RNA of Aspergillus bombycis, 4074 nucleotides long. Its product is annotated as ATP-binding cassette transporter YOR1. Gene Ontology annotation, molecular function: ABC-type transporter activity; ATP binding; ATP hydrolysis activity. The record is from RefSeq and is a predicted model, not a curated record. The transcript has 3 exons. Gene Ontology annotation, biological process: transmembrane transport. Bases 1 to 4074 code for a protein of 1357 amino acids. Gene Ontology annotation, cellular component: membrane. NCBI's taxonomy places the organism in Eukaryota, Fungi, Ascomycota, Eurotiomycetes, Eurotiales, Aspergillaceae.
AUGAUCCUCGAUACUCGACAAGCACCGGUGGUCGAGUCGACUAAGAAAAAUCAACACAGAGAGUUGCAGGAUGGAAAACAGCCAUUCUACUUACAGUGGCGCAAGUUGGAACCACUGCGAUCUCGUAACACCCCUCCAGCGCCACAGGAAAGGCAGGUGUCUCGAGAAUAUGCCGCAGGCUUUGCAAGUCUUAUUACCUUUCAAUGGGUUGCCCCAAUCGUGAAGCUCGGUUACAAGCGGGAGUUGGAGAUCCAGGAUAUUUGGACGGUGAACCCAACUCGAUCCGUAAGUAUCCUAUCCGAUAGGCUGGAUGAAGCUUUCCGCGUGCGGCUUAGACACGGAGGGAAAAGGCCGCUAGCCUGGGCUCUAUAUGACACACUAAAAGUCGGACUGUGGGUUGGCAUACUCUCUCAGAUCCUUAGUAUGUGUCUGUUGGUGCUGGCGCCCUUUGUUGUACGACUCCUAAUCGAGUUUGCGAUGGACGCCUAUGUCUCUCAACACAACAGCCUCCCGGGACCGAACCUUGGCAAGGGCAUGGGCUUAGUUGUCGGCCUUGUUGCCAUGCAAUUGGUACAAAGUCUCUCUAGCAACCAGGCAUUCUAUCAAUCUUUGAUCGCAGGCGGCGAGCUGAAGGCGGUCCUCACCCCCAAGAUGUUUUCCAAAGCAAUGAGACUAUCUGGUCGUGCUAGAGCCGGCAGUAAGGCAGGCUACAGCGAUGGACGGAUAACCACGUUGAUGGCCGUGGAUCUGAGCCAUCUCGAGAAAGGCUGUGCAGUGCUCCAUAUACUUUGCGCCGCUCCAAUUGCCUUGAUUAUUGCCUUAAUUACCUUGUUGGUUAAUAUAGGCUACAGCGCCUUGGCAGGAUAUGCCUUCUUUGUUACUAUGACAUGCUUGCUCACUUUUGCUGUUCGGUCCAUUAUCAUUCGACGCAGGGCGAUAAAUACCAUUACAGACAAGCGGGUUAGUAUAACACAAGAGAUCCUGCAGAACGUGAGGUUUAUCAAGUUCUUUGCGUGGGAGAAAAGUUUUCUGGGGCGACUUCGAACGACGCGACAGCUCGAGAUGGACUUGCUUGGGCGUUUUCUGGCGACGCGGCACUCUAUCACUGUUUCCUUUACUACUAUGGCGAACUUCGCCUCGUUGCUAUCCUUCAUGACAUACACGCUGAGCGGUCAUACCCUUUCAUCUGACCGUAUAUUCGCCUCCCUUGCGGUUUUCAACGCGAUUCGACUGCCACUCAGCAUGAUGAAUAUCGUUGUCACGUCUACCGCCGACGCUGUAACAUCUCUCAAUCGACUCCAGGAAUUUCUCCUAGCUGAGGAACGGGAAGACUUUAUUACAUGGGAUAGGACCAUGGAAAAAGCAUUUCAAUUGGAAAGAUCAUCAUUCACGUGGGAGAAUGUACCGGACGUGGAUUCCUUUCCCGUACCAGCCGCUGGACCCUCGACAACAUCACCUUGGAGUGGUACCAUCAAGGCUGCUAGUGCAGCAACGGACAAAGCACCAUUCAGGCUCAUGGACAUUGACUUGCAGGCCUCUCGGGGGGAACUUAUCGCUGUGAUAGGCACUAUUGGUAGUGGCAAGAGCUCCUUGUUAGGAGCUUUAGCAGGUGAAAUGCGGCUAACGGCAGGUUCAGUACGUAUGAGUACAACCCCAGCAUUUUGCCCCCAGUACGCGUGGAUCCAGAAUACCACAAUUCGAAGCAAUAUAUUAUUUGGCCAAGACUAUGAUGAGGUCCGGUAUAACCAGGUUGUCGACGCUUGUGCGCUCCGUGCGGAUCUGGCCACGUUUUUAGAUGGAGAUCAGACUGAAAUAGGAGAGCGAGGCAUCACACUGUCCGGAGGUCAGAGGCAGCGCCUAAAUAUUGCCAGAGCUAUUUACUCUAACUCCGAUAUUAUACUCUUGGACGAUCCGCUAUCCGCAUUGGAUGCAGAUGUCGGGCUCCAUAUCAUGAAUCAGGCGAUAUGUGGUCUACUUAAAGAUCGAUGUAGAAUACUGGCAACACAUCAACUGCACGUCCUUGCUCAUUGUGAUCGAAUUAUCGUCAUGGAGGCCGGCCGGGUUGUUGAUAUUGGUACCUUUGGACAUCUGGUACAAACGAAUGAAGUACUCCAGAGUCUCUUAUCGGUCCAUCAUCAGGACGAAAUGGAAGAAACACCAGGCUCACCUCUGGUUUUUUACGCAGACCAUUUACGAGACGCUGGCCCUAAACUGAAGGCUGAAAAUGGGGAUGCUGCGCCAUUCAUGAAGGAGGAGGAGAGGGUGCGGCAUGCAAGACGGAGAGACAUAUGGAGAGCAUACGCCGUAUCCUCCGGUUCUGUUGCUAAUAUUUUCAUAGUGUUGGCCCUGGCUGUCCUGUCUGCUGGAGGAGCCAUUUUGAGUGGAGUGUGGUUGUCAUUUUGGGCUUCUAACAAGUUUCCACAGCUGGGUUUGGGCCAAUAUCUGGGUAUAUAUGCAGGUAUCACAAGCGGCCAUGCCGUUAUACUGUAUGUGUUCUCAGUGUACGUGACAACCUCUGCAGCCAAUGCUAGCAAAACGAUGCUCGAAGAUGCUAUGGAUCGUGUUCUGCGGGCACCAACCUCAUUCUUCGACACAACGCCGUUAGGGCGUAUUCUCAAUCGGCUCUCAAAAGACGUCCAGGUACUGGAUAAUGAAUUGGGUGAGACAGUACGGCUGUUUCUGUUUCUCUUCCUCCUAGUUGUUGCUAUCAUGGUACUUGUCAUUGUCUACUUCCACUAUUUCGCUCUUGCAGUGGGGCCAUUAGUAGCUAUUGUUAUUCUUGCUACAAUAUAUCACCGGGCCUCUGCUAAAAGUUUGAAGCGACAUGAAGCUGUUCUCCGUUCGGUUGUAUUUGCGAGAUUUAAUGAAGCUAUCACCGGUGUUGCAUGUAUCAGAGCGUACAGCAUGGAGAGCUAUUUCCGACAGAGUAUCGGUCAAGCAAUCGAUUCUGCGAACGCUGCCUACUUCCUCAUAUUUGCCAACCAGCGGUGGCUUUCGGUUCGCCUGGACCUUGUCUGUAAUACAUUACUUCUAGUAACCGGGGUUCUUGUUGUCACAUCUCGUUUCGAUGUUUCACCCAGCAUAUCUGGCUUAAUCCUUUCCUACAUGCUUAGCAUUUCACAAACUCUACAAUUCUCUAUUCGUCAGUAUACAGAGUUUGAACAGCACUUUAACUCCGCCGAACGACUCCAUUACUAUGGGAACUGUCUAGAGGAGGAGAAAAAGGCCGCUCUACACCCAGUGGAGGUUUCGAACACCUGGCCAGAAAAAGGUCUGAUUGUUUUUGAAAAUGUCCAGAUGCGUUACCGUGAUGAGUUGCCCCUAGUGCUCAGGGGCCUUACGAUGUCCAUCUGCGGUGGAGAACGUAUCGGCGUGGUAGGGAGAACGGGGGCUGGAAAGUCGAGUAUCAUAUCAGCUCUUUUCCGCUUAACUGAGCUCUCGGGUGGGAAUAUCUGGAUUGAUGGUGUGGAUAUAGCUACUGUUGAAUUGCAUACUCUACGAUCUCGGCUGGCUGUCAUACCACAGGACCCUACUCUCUUUCGGGGUACUAUUCGAUCCAACCUGGACCCAUUCGACGAACAUACAGAUCUAGAACUCUGGUCGGCACUCCGGGAGGCACAUUUAGUUGACCCACCGUCUGAUGGUGACGAGGAUGCAUGUCAGGUAGUGAAUGAGAAAGCGGCAGGUGCCGGCCAGUUGCAUCUUGAUUCCCCAGUGGAUGAAGAAGGGCUCAAUCUUUCUCUUGGCCAGCGUCAGCUAAUGGCUCUAGCCCGAGCUAUUGUGCGGGACUCCAGGAUCAUUAUCUGCGAUGAAGCAACUUCUUCCCUUGACUACCAGACAGACCAGAAGGUGCAACAAACUAUCUCCACCUUCCAUGGCAAGACAUUGUUUUGUAUUGCCCACCGGCUACGGACCAUUAUUCACUAUGAUCGUAUCUGUGUCAUGGAUAAAGGAUGUAUCGCAGAGCUAAACACACCUGUACGACUCUGGGAGCAACAGGGUAUCUUUCGGGAGAUGUGCAAUCAGAGUGGUAUAACACGUGGGGAGCUAGAGAGAGAGUCGCUUGGAUUGUAG